Molecule: messenger RNA, 3758 nt
Organism: Aethina tumida (small hive beetle)
Lineage: Eukaryota; Metazoa; Arthropoda; Insecta; Coleoptera; Nitidulidae
Gene: stum
Product: protein stum
Exons: 8
Coding region: 228-3098 (956 amino acids)
Biological process (GO): proprioception; sensory perception of mechanical stimulus; taxis
Cellular component (GO): sensory dendrite
Source: RefSeq, a predicted model, not a curated record
UAUGCAACAGUUUUUUUACGGACCUUUGUCGUGAACGUAUCAAUUUGUGUUUGCAAAAAUAAGUGCAGUUGCGGCUGAGCCGGGUUCUGUGGCCACGGAUUUUCGGAAUGGGCCCUUGAUUUGUUUUGUUGUGGUUUGGUUUUUGUUAGAGUAUGAAAUGUCUUUGUGAGUGGCACAGGAAGCGUGACAAACGGCGGAUGCAUGUCAGGAGUGGAUAGUGGAGAAAGAUGCGGUCGCCGCAACACAAUCCGACCGCCCCGCAUCGGGCGGGCAGGGAACUCGAGCCGGAGUUGCACCUUCAUUAUUUGGCGCCGGGGGCCUUCACCAUCUUGCCGCCCGACAACUUACCACCGCCCGAUCCGCCCUCUGCACCACAACCUUACCGGUUGGCUAAUCAAACCACAAGGCGUAAUAGAAACCAAGCGUUUUCGAUAAUCGCCGAAUCGAGUUCGAGAAGUUCGUCACCAACUGGCCGCGUAAGUCCGUUCAGAGGUCGAGGUUUCAACCCGGCGGGUUCUCGACACGCGUCUCCCAAUCCGUCACCACCUCCCGAAGAUAUCAGACAAACCCCAUCGCCCAGACAUGUGUCCAAAAUUCCGACCCUUUCCAGGCGGCCGAGCAACGUUUUGGGAGAGAAGGUUAGUCAUCUGCCAGCUCCGCGGAGAAGGUUCCACUCGCAACACAGCCAAAGUUUGUCCGAUUUGGAACAAGACAAGACACCAAUUGCGAAAAAAACGUUCGGUUACAACAGACCGCCGGCGUUCCAGCAGUUGUCUCCGAUAGCCGGCAGUUCGCCUGAACCCAGCCAAUCACUGUCUUCCCCCUCUAGGAUUCCGAAGAGCCGCAGUCAGCCCGGUAGUCGGAUUACUUCACCUGCCAGAACGCCGUCAGGUUUAGCUGCCAAACCGCCCAUUUCCAGACCUGCAUCCAGGAACCAGUCCCGGAACCAGUCGAGGAACGUAAGUCGCGAGACCAGUCCCGUUAAAAAUCCCACAUCGCCAACUAGAAUACCCGUCAGCAAAUACAGAAAUGUGCAAGCUAAAGUUAAUAGUUUUAGUUCUAAACCGAAAGUGCCUCCCAAACCGCAAAAUCAAAGUGAACAAAGUGAACUCACCGAGCAAACUGAAGACUCUGACGCCCCAAAGUCGGCUGCUAAACCUAACGUGGUGAAACGGGAUAGUGUUAGGCGGCAGAGAACAACUAAACCUAACGUUUUGGCUAAAACUUCUAGUAUUAGUAAUAUUGCAAAUGUAAAUAACAAUAACAAAACGCACAGCGGCAGCGAAUAUAAUCAACAGAAGGUUGGUACCACAAUAGUGCGCCACCCAAGUAACAAACGUCCUGUUAAAAAUGUUAAAAGCAGCAUAAAAAAGGAGAAGGAGAAGGAGAAGGAGAAGGAAAAGAAAACCGACAACGAAACCAGCGACUUGACCUCAGCAAUCGAAACACACGAAUCAGAACUCAGCACUGACGAAGUGCUGAAAGAAUCCGAAAGUGUUUUAAAGUUAACCGAUCUGACACCAUCCACAACAGCAGUAGUAUCAAGUACAACCACCACAAUAACCCAACCUUUAAAAAUUGAUGCCAAAAUUGAUCCACCGCUGGUAAAAUACGACAAACCAAAACCGGUCUCGCCAAUGGUAGAUGGAAGAGUCUUGAGCGCCACAAGUGUCUCCAAUGCCAUUAACAGAAUGAACGACACAGUCUUAAACACUCAGACCGUCAUAAAAGAUCACGGUUUUUCAAAAUCAUCUCCUGCAGCCACCAUAGUUUCAAUGGCCAACGAAACGAAGCCAGAAAAUCCUGCUGUUAAUACGAAAAAUCUCACAACAGCGUUACCAACUAUUGACACGACCGCCACAGUUAAUAAACCUAAAGAGAAGAAAUUAAAUAAUCACGUUACGAGUGUGGGAAUCUCGGAGCAGAACCACGUGUCCCCCGAUCAUCCAAUGGGGAAUUCGGUGCAGAAAAGCGUCAACGACAGGAUCAAGGAGGCGAGGACUGUGGUGGCUGCCGAUGUAAAACCCAUCAAGAUUAUGGUACAGGAGAAGCCUUCGGAUGUUGAGGUGCAGAGUGGGAACGUGCGGAUUCCCGUCAGCGCCACCAAUGGAUUGAGCGAACGGCCAAGUUUGCCUCCAACGAAUCACACGCCCCCGAAUGAGCCGGAGCCAGCGAAACCGUCAGAGAAAACAAACGCGUGUACAAGAUUCCUGUCGACGUGUCGCAGCAAAAUUUCUUGCAAAUGCUGCAAAAAAGAAACCGAACCCCAACAACCCAAAGAAGAACAAAACGAAGAUGAUGCUAAAACAGGUUGUUUCAACUGCAGAAAGAAAAAACCUGACCAGGUGCAGAUCAAUAUUGAACCGCAAGAGGACGAACCUAAGAAGAAGUUUUUGGAUAGGUUGAAGUGUUGCGGGAAGAACAAGGUCGGUGACAGGACUGGUUGGUUUUCGAAGGGGAAGAGGAAAGAGAGUUGGGCGCAGCGCAGGGACAGUAUUUUAAGCGAUCCGCCCCUUCCAAAAUCGAAGUGUUCGAGAUUUAUGCGGAAAAUGUUUUGUCUUGACUUGUGCUGCAAGAAAAAACUGAGCGUGGAAGAACAGAUGAGUCGCAAGGCUUCCAUGAUGAGCAAGAAGAAAAGUCUUACUCCUACUACAAUGCCUCCUCCAGAGGAUACUAAGCCAAAGUUAGAUUUGAGUUUGGUGGAGUACACUUCAGCGAUGAAAGGAGCCAUACCAGUUUUACCAGUUUCCUUGGCUUGGUUUUGUUUAGUUAUGAACUGUAUAGCGCCUGGAAGUGGCACCGUAUUUAGUGGAAUGUUUUGUUUAUGUCUUGGCAAACCAAGAUUUUCUCAAAAAGAUGGACCAAAACAACGAAUAGGUGCUUUUAUAAUAAACAUUUUUAUUGGUGCAGGACAAUUUUUUACGGUCCUGUUUUGUUUAGUGGGUUGGGGAUGGUCGAUAUGGUGGGGAGUAAUUAUGAUAAAAAUAGCAAAAAAACAUCGGAAAAUAAAACAGAUGGAGGCGAUGGAAGAAGCGGCGGAGCAAAGAACAAUACCAUCGAUAAAUCAGAACCACCGCGACGCAGAAAGAGGCUCUUGAAUUCUGUCAUGGUUGACGAGUUAUUACUAAUUGUAUGGCAAAUAAUGUAAAGAGAACAUUUUUUAUACAAGCUUGGCGAUACACAAAACUUUUUUCGCAUAUUUGGGAAAUUUGUAAUAUGAAAUUUGUAUACAUAAACUAAAGUAGGAAAAUCAUUUUUGCUGGACAAAAAUGUUGUAUCUAUUGUAGAUAAGAAAUAAAAUGCAAUUGAAAUAUAACACUAUUUUUUGUAAUAAAAUUUGUAGAAAUAUUGUGUAGCCCAAAAGGUGAAGGUUGUUAAAACACAAUGUAACAAAAAAUUAAGCAACGAAUCUUUUAAAUGCGUUGGAAAUAUUUUUGUAAUUUUACUGAAACUAAUGACGCACAAACUUAUUUUGUUUUAAAAUAUGUAUCAUCUAAUUACUCUACGUUUAUUUUAUAAAUAACAUUAGUCUGGUUGCGCAUCAAUCAUGAACAUUUUAGUUGCAUGUUUAUUUUAAGUCAAUUAUUAUAAUUUUAGUCACAAAUUAACGGAUUACUAAUAAUUACAUUUGAAAUAAUUUUGUAUGAACCGAUUUGAAUUGCUAAUGGUAUUAACAUUUGUUAACCAAAAUUGUACGUUUAUUUAUUAACAAAAAUGAUUAUUGUAAAUAUAUACUGUUUUGAAAAUAAAUUACAUUG